Symbiodinium pilosum is the source of this 615-nucleotide messenger RNA. The record is from the annotation of a GenBank genome assembly. NCBI's taxonomy places the organism in Eukaryota, Dinophyceae, Suessiales, Symbiodiniaceae.
AUGUUGGACUUGGAGUUUGCACCACCAAGCCCGCGUGCGGGUCAGCACAUCAGGCAAAGAUGGGGGCUGGCACGACGGUUCCCGUGGCGAUACGCAACUGUACAGGACAAUGACACGAUCCUAGUCGGGACGGAAAAUGGUUGGCGGCCAGCAAAGAUUGUGGGCACAUCCCCUGUGAAUGACACUGUUGAUCUGGCAUUCAGUGGAGAAGGUGAAGAACUGCGGUCCGUGCGGCCUCGUUUCAAGCUAAUAGAAGAUCAUUCUGCGACGCGAUUCGAGCAAGGUGUCUACAGCGAGUUGGUAGAUGGCGAUCGAAUCAAAGUGGAGACCUCGCGGGGGUGGGAGAUAGCUUCUGUCAUCAAGUAUCACCAGGAUGACAAUUCCCUGGACAUAGAGAUGUUCCCAGAUGGGGAGAGAUUUCUGCACUGCAAGCCUUCCGUAGUGAAGCCGCACACAGCACCAAAUGAAACUGCCCUGGCUCUCUGGGCGGAUAACCAACGCUUGCGAAGACGAAUAGCCAUCUUGUCCAGCCUCAAAGCCGUCUUCACGUCGACAGCAAUGGCAAAAAUCUCUUGGUACAUUGCGCGCCACCACAUCGAUGACUACGAAGCUUGA